ACAUUCCCAUCGCCCUCAGACCCGUGUCGGUCUACAGACACGAACUGCCGCCAUCAUUCAUCCAAACUAUUCAUGAGUUACGAUCCUCGCCUGGCCGCCCGGCCAUACGGCGUGCCAGACGAUGACGACGAUGAAGGAGGUCGGAAAGGUUCGGUUCGAGCAGCGCGCGAACGAAUGCAAUCCGCAGCCAACCCAGGUCCAGCACCCAACCGACCGAGAAUGAUGGGUCUUCCGCAAAGACCUAACCAGCACAUUACUCCCAACUCGUCACGGCAGGCGCCGCAGCAACAACAACAGGAUCUCGUCGUUCCGGAAAACACCACAGGAGGCGCCCUCUCCCCGCAAUGGCCUCUACCCAGCAACAACCUAUCUCCCUAUCGCGGACCUCCUCCGCAACGUCCACCGAGACCGGUCUCAGAUGAUCUGCCCAUCCAACAGCUGUCGCCUGGCUACCGCGAAUCCUUUCAAAGUGACGACUUGCUUUCCCCAAUCUCGAACCCAUCCAGACCUUUGACCACUUCCUCUGCGGCGUCAGAGGCUUCAUCUCUCGGAUCUAUCCCCGAUUUCCCAGUCCCUCAAAUGCCCGUUGUGCAACAGCAAUCCAGACGGACGCCUAGCUUAGGACCACCACCUUCCUCGCGCAGAGGACCACCUACCUUUUACACGCAAAUGUCUUAUGUAUCGCCAAUAGCUGAAGAGGUGGAAACAAGAUCAAACACUAUACGGUCUCAUCACGGCUCGUUUGCAUCCAGUAAUGUUAUGCCCUAUAAUGAUGAUUACUAUGUAGAAGAUGCAGGAUUUCGAUCCGAGGACGAUGAAACUAUAACCAGCGAAUACGGACGGGAAUCGAGGGCCAGCAGCCACGAUGACAGCAGCGGGCUGAUGACGCCUGCCCUUCUCAGGCAAGCGAGUCUUGGACGACGCACAAAGCCUUCUCUGAUGACUAUCAAAUCGGUCGACAGCGGCGUGCCAGUAAAGAGAAAACCGUCUGCCGAUAGCGAGGAAAUGCCCGAGAUCCCGGCCGCAGUAUUGGCAGCAAGAGGCGGUUAUCCCGGCGGUGGCAGUGUUCUCUUCGAUCCUUCAUCCGAAGAAAACUCGUUCAAUACGCUUAGGGAUCCGGAAAAGGAGGCAUUUGCCCAGGCAGCCGCAGCGGGACGUGGCGCCAAACCCCGUCCACCGCGACUUGACAUUGACGCAGUUCGCGAUGCCGAAGCGCGAGGCAGUCUGACCAGUCUACCAGAGUUGAUCCGGCGAGCAACGAGGCUGGCUGCGAACUUGGAUCGAGGCAAAACCGCGAGUCGGCUUAGUCUUGCUUUCUGGGAAGCUGGUGCUCCACCAAAGAAAGGCCAUAAAUCCGGUUCCAUGACGGAUAUGCUUGCUGCGUUCCCUCCUCCUGGAGCAGUCACACCCAAUGGCGUGCUAACCCCAAGGCCAAAAGGAUUGUCCAAAUGGCCAACGGAUGGCGCCCGAUCUCUCGGCAGCGAGUCUGCGAUGAGCAACAGAAAAGAUCGAAGGAGGAGAUGUUGCGGCAUGCCCAUGUGGACAUUCGUUACGCUCCUGAUCGUGCUCUUCUUUCUCAUUGCUGCUGCCGUUGUCAUUCCUAUUGCCCUCAUCGUCAUCCCCAGGAUGAGAGAAGCUGCCCCCCCUGCAGCUCAAGAUAUGAGUGGGAUGAACGGUAACGGCAACAACGGCAACCCAGGCAACCCCAACAUUGGAAAUGGCGGAAACACCAACCCUUCCCCCCCGCCACCGACUUCGUCUUCUGGAACUCAAAAUUCUCAGUGCAGUGGAAUCAUCACCUGCCAAAAUGGAGGUGUGGCUGUUCUCAACGGGGAUCGUACAUGCAACUGCGUUUGCAUCAAUGGUUUCACUGGCUCUACAUGUGCGACUGCGAGAGCUGCCGGAUGCACCACCAUGAGCGUUCCUGGUACCGAUGUGAACGACGCCACAGUGGGAACUGGCAUUCCCCGUCUCGUCGAGAGUGCCGAGAGCUUUCAGAUUCCCAUCAAUGCAACCCGCCUGACGUCUCUCUUCUCCAGUCUCUCUAUGAGUUGCACGGCAGAGAAUGCGCUCAUCACAUUCAACGGUCUGGCCACUCGAUCAUUACCGCAAGGCUCGAUCCCUAUCAUGGUAGGAGACGCAGGCACGCCAACGCAGUCUUUGCCAAAACUGGAGGCUCCUCAUCGAAACCAUGCCUUGCGUGUACUGAGCGAGAGGCAGACCAUCGGCCAGCCUGGAACCGCCAAUGCACCCGCCUCGUCACGGCCAAAUUCUGCAAACACCAACGAAGCCUCCGACAUAGUGCAGCCUAUUUCGAGCAACUCGACUGCUCUUGACUUUGCGCGUGUCAGUGUGCUUGUGGCACUCCUCGAGACCGGCAAGCUGGACACUGCAGCGAACGCGCAAGAAUCGAUCCAGGACUUCCUGACCUCAAACCGAAACGGCAACUCCAAUAGCAACACAGUCAAUGUCGGUCCCUUGACGGUCGAUCUCGUGCAGCUCUCGAUCAAAUUCCAGAAUGGAACUACCAUCCAGGCGAGGGUGAACCCUUCGUAG
Molecule: messenger RNA, 2556 nt
Organism: Periconia digitata
Lineage: Eukaryota; Fungi; Ascomycota; Dothideomycetes; Pleosporales; Periconiaceae
Source: the annotation of a GenBank genome assembly